Molecule: messenger RNA, 1669 nt
Organism: Mercurialis annua (annual mercury)
Lineage: Eukaryota; Viridiplantae; Streptophyta; Magnoliopsida; Malpighiales; Euphorbiaceae
Product: 7-deoxyloganetin glucosyltransferase-like
Exons: 2
Coding region: 91-1551 (486 amino acids)
Molecular function (GO): UDP-glycosyltransferase activity
Source: RefSeq, a predicted model, not a curated record
ACACUUGUUUACAAUUACAGUAUAAAAUGAACAUAUCUACUCUUUAAAUAGUGGAACUGUAAACUGAGAAGAUAGUGAAUAAUACUAGCCAUGGCUUCUUCCAAGAUCAUAGCAAAUAAGCCUCAUGCUCUUAUCAUCCCAUUUCCACUUCAAGGCCAUAUCAAAACAAUGCUUAAAUUGGCAAAACUUCUUCAUUCUAGAGGCUUUCACAUUACUUUUGUCAAUUCUGAGUUCAACCACAAUCGUUUUCUCCAUUCCAGAGGUCCUAAUUCCAUGGACGGAUUACCCGGUUUCCAGUUCGAAACGAUUCCCGAUAGUCUACCUCCUUCCGAUCUUGAAAACACGCAGCAUAUUCCAGCUCUUUGUGAAGCUGUUAUGAAUAAAUUCUUCCAACCGUUUCUUGAUCUUGUUGUUAGGAUUCAAGAAAACGGUUCUUCCCGCGGGGAUGUGCCUCCGCUUACUUGCAUAAUUGCUGACGGUUUUUGCUCGACGUUCACCGUUAAAGCUGCUCGAGAAGUCGAACUUCCUGUUGUCAUUUUUUUCACAAUGUGUGCUGCUGCUGUCAUGGGAUUUAAACACUUUGUUGCUCUUAAAGAAAAGGGCAUUACACCUCUUAAAGAUGAAAGUUACCAGACAAAUGGAUAUCUGGACAGCACUGCGGACUGGAUUCCAGGCAUGAUGAAAGGCAUUCGACUGAAGGAUCUUCCUAGCUUAUUCCGAACAACGGAUCCUGACGAUUUGCUCUUUACUUUCACCAUGGAAUGUGCUGAAAAUGCUGUUAAGGCUACUGCAGUUGGGUUCGAAACAUUUGAUGCUCUGGAGAAAGAUGUUCUUGCUGUUUUUCCUUCUAUUUUUCCUCCUGCUUAUACCAUCGGCCCGCUGCAGUUUCAUCUAAAUCAAGGAACUCAUAGUCUAGACUCUAUCGGUUACAAUUUAUGGAAAGAAGACACCGACUGUCUCCAAUGGCUCGAUUCCUUCGAACCUGACUCAGUUGUUUAUGUCAACUUCGGGAGUGUAACGAUCAUGAGUCAACAACAGUUGAUUGAGUUCGGGAUGGGACUAGCUAGCAGCAAGCAUCCAUUCUUAUGGAUCAUAAGGCGGGAUUUGGUCAUUGGUGACUCGGCCAUUUUGCCUCCUGAAUUCUUCGAACAAACUAAAGAAAGAAGUCGAAUUGCGCUGUGGUGUCCUCAAGAAGAAGUCCUUAAUCAUCCGUCAAUCGGUGGAUUUCUUACGCAUUCUGGCUGGGGUUCGACGAUGGAGAGCUUGUCAGCAGGAGUGCCUAUGCUGUGCUGGCCUUUCUUCGCAGAUCAGCCGACUAAUUGCAGGUAUACUUGUGAUAAAUGGGGAGUUGGCAUGGAGAUUGAUAAUAAUGUUAAGAGGGAUGAAGUGGAGAAACUUGUGAGGGAGCUGAUGGAGGGAGAGAAAGGUAAGGAAAUGAGGAACAAAGCCAUGGAAUGGAAAAAACUUGCAGAAGAAGCAACCAGUCCGAAUGGUUCAUCAACUUUGAAUUUGGAAAAGAUGAUCAAUGAAGUUCUUUUACCAAAAAAUUAAAUGUUCUUUGUAUUGCAUUUGGCUGAAUAACAUUUUUGUUUUCCCUUUAUUAUAAGGGAAGUUGAUUUGUUUCUGUUUGAAAUUAUAAAAAUAAAAAUUGGUUUUCGGUUUGGUUUGA